AGGGUUGACUUUUGUUUACAAGCCCGACAGCUUACAAAUGUCUCAAGGGUCUAAACACCAAAACCACUGGACUGAAGCAAAAAUACUUGAAAAAUUGUGUAAUCACAACCCGAAAGGCCAGAAGCCUGGGCCUGUUGUCCCACUAAUCUAAAUAAAUAAAAUAUCUUAUUGCCUUAUUGGUGUCACGGAUGGUGUCACAUAAAAGCAGUCAUGCUUCAGGCAAGUCAAAGCUUUAAUUCUAGACGGUGCUUAAAGUACUAUUUUUUGUUCUUGCACUGUUAACCACAAUCGCAUUCAUUUGAGAAAAUGUAGUAAAAGCACUAAUCCCAAAUAUCUGUCUGUCCAUCCGUCAGCUCCAGCUCCAGGAGUCUCAGAAGAUGGUCCAGGGGAGGAUACGGACCGGAGAGAGAGAGCUGGAGGAGUUUCAACAAAGCUUGGAGUCUCUCAAGGUGUCAGCGUCGGCUGUUCUGGAGGACAGUGAAGCUCUGUUUGCUGACAUGACUCUCCGCCUGGAGAAAACCAAGGCAGAGGUUCGAGCGAGGCUAGAAGCGAAGGAGCGAGCGGUGGUGGGGAGAGCCGAACGAGACAUAGAGGUGCUGGAGAAGGACCUGGAGGAGCUGAGGAGGAGGGACGAGGAGAUCAGCCAGCUGCUGCAGUCUGAGGACAACGCCCAUUUCUUACAGGCGGCUCCCCUGCUCUGCGUCCCGCUCACCACUGGUCGGCACUCCAGAGCCCAGAGCCUGCCCACAGAGGCCUUCAGCGGCGCCAGAAGAGCACUAUGUCACCUCCGCAGCCACAUGGAGGAGGUCUGCAGGGAGGAGGUCGACAAGAUCAGCCGCGCAGUUAACGAGAACUACGUAGCUGGUGCAGAGUGUGUAAAAGGUGGCCAAAGUGUGGAGAAUUCCAAACCUCCGCAACCAACACUAUCCGCAGGGCAACAUACCAAUAGGGCAGUGCCAGUGUCGUUCCCUCUGUCCUCCUUGUCUCUGCAACUGGCUGAUCAGAGGAUGAGGGCGGCUUUUCUCAGGUUUUCAUGUCGUCUGUCCUUGGACCCCGAUACAGCCCACCCCACACUGGUUCUCCUGGAGGGUCCCCAAGGUGCCCAUUGUGGUGAGGAGCCACAGUCCUACCCCACUCAUCCCCAGCGCUUUGAUUCAGUGGCACAAGUCCUGUGCAGGGAGGGCCAGUUUGGUGGUGCCAGCUACUGGGAGGUGGAGUGGAGGGGCGGAGGAUGGGUCGACAUCGGCGUCACCUACCGAGGCAUCGGCCGCAAAGGUGGCGGAAAGCCCUGCCUGCUGGGGCGCAACGAGAACUCCUGGCGGCUGAGGUGUACACAUGCUGGAUAUGCCGCAUGGCAUGAUAACCGUAAGACCACGGUGGCUGCCCCGCCCUGCCCCAGGAUCGGUGUGUUCCUGGAGCGCCAGAAAGGAGCGUUGUCCUUCUACAGCGUGUCAGACACGAUGCUGCUCCUGCACACUUUCCGUUGCCCGUUCUCUCAGCCACUGUACCCGGCCUUCCGUCUGGACCUGGACUCCACCCUGCUCAUCUGCCCCCAUGAAGGAGCCAAUGGAAAUCCAACCUAAGUAUGCCCCCCUCCUCAUCCAGGGUUCUUCAGUUAUCUGCUGCAGGAAAGGGCUGUUCUCUCUGAUAGUGGAUACGAGCUCUAAAAAUAUGACUGAGGAGGCUGAUUGUGCAGAACAACAUCAGGACGAAACAUCACAGUCAGGAAUCAAACACUUGUCUUUCUGUUUAGUCUCUUCUUCUGUGAGUGUAUGUGUCUUUCCUUUGAUUGUAAAAUACUCUUUUGGAUCACCGUCAGGCGGAGCUGUACAGAGAACACUGCAGCUGAAUUUUUAACACUUUGUAUUUUUCACAGUGUACAUUAUGACUCGUCGUCACAGGAGAAAGCACUGGUGUUACCAACAUGAGCUCUGGCUCAGUUCUGCACAUGUCCCAGCAAGUGUGACAAAGAGCCAUCAUGCAUAAUAUCAAUAUGCAAUAUCUUAUUAUUGUUAUUUACAUAUUUAUACCCGUGCUUUUCCAUCUGUGCCAUGUCAAACUGUCUACUGUGAAAAAGGCCCAUUCAACAGAGUCACUCAGCGAAGAAAUGAGAAUGCCGAGUCUCAGGACAGAGGGGCUCGAGAUCGUAAAGCUCCCUGAGACAGGUUUCUGAUUUGUGCUGGAUAAGUUGACUUGGCUCGACCAGAAAGGGUGUGUGUGGGUCAAUGUUUCCCACAUAUUUCUUCAGUCUGAAUCAACAAUACAAAGACACUAAUCAGUAUUUACACUGUUUUCUUUGUGCUAAAUAUAGCUGUACAUUUAUAGGAAUGAGGGGAAUUUCUUUUUCUUCCUUAUCUGACGUGAUGUGACAUGGGAAACCUCACACAGUUUUCAUAAUAAACCUGCAAAAGUGACCUCAGCUUUAAAAUUCAGACAAAUGAAAUGCCAUAUUGUAGCUUUGCAGCAAGUGAUUUUCUUUAGGUGAUGUUGGUUGUGUGUUUUUAGGCCAUCAUUUUUUGCUACGCGGGGAUGAGACCGUGUACCUGGUAUUGUAGGUUUACCUUUAGAGUCAAAGGCCGUCAGUGAAAGGAGUAGUUGGAUAUAAAAGAUGUAUGCUUAUUUGUUUUCUUACCAAAGUGAGAACAUUGAUACCACUUUCAUGUCUGUACAGUAAAUAAGUUGCCGUCGGUUAGCCUAGCUUAGCAUAAAAACUGGAAACGGGGAACUAGAAAGUUCAGAUCUGAUGCAAAAUGAAGUUACUGUUUUAACGUUGUGGUGUCAAACAGGAAUUAGUAAGCUUUAGAGGUUCUGGCAGCUGGAUAUGUUACCUUUGAGUAGAGUCAGAUUUGCUGUUUCCAGUCUGUUCGCUAAGCUAAGCUAACCGCUGCUGGCAGUGGCUUCAUAUUUACCUCACAAGAAAGCAAACAAGCCAAAACUGUCAAACUGCUCCUUUGAGGCUAUAUACACAUCAAGUCUUAAUUCUCAGUUUUCUAACAUAUCUAUCAGUAUACAGGCCUGUUCAUUAACAAUACAAACACAUCAGGGUUGAUCAAUGAGGGGAAAAUAUCUAGCUCUGAUUUUAUUGACAGCUAUUGUAAUUUGGUGUAUUUUUAAAAAAAGAAAUACCAUUAAAAGUGUCACACAAGUAGGACGACAUGAAUUGUAAAACUAUUGACACAACUGUUCAAUUCCUGGAUCAGACCUGCUGCAUAUUCUUGUGUAUCCUAAAUUACAGCAUUUUCAAUUUGCUAAUUGCAUUAUUUCAAAAUUAUUUUAAAUCAAAAAAUGGAUGCACACCAUUAUUUUCAUUGGUGGCUCCUUUAUGCUGUUUCAGGCUACAUAAACCACCACAACUUAGAAAUAAUUUGGUGUCUAAUUUAACGUUUUAGACGUUAAAUGUGGGGAUUCUUUCAACAGUUAUGCAAUGAACAGCUGAAUUCAAUCAACAUUUUGUGUGAUCACCCAUUGCCAGCGCCAGUUAUUGGUACUUUGCUAGUUCGUUGUGGAUUUUCGUCUGUUCCGGUGUCUUCUGUUUCUUUGCUGACUCUUUGACUCCAUGAUGUUGAGACCAUUGCUCUGUGAGGGCCACACCAUCUGUAGCAGGACUUCUUUGUUUUUCUUUUAGCUGAAAAUAGUUCUUUGUGACUCUGGGCUGAAUAUUUGGGGUCACUGUCAUGCUGCAGAAUGAAUUUGGGACCGAUCAGAUGCCUUUACUAACGGUACUGUGCGAUGGAUCAAAUCUAAACAUCCAAGUGCCUAAAACGUUUGCACAGUACCAUACUUACUACCAUUGCAACGCUGAGCAGGAAAAUAUCAGAUAAAUGUACUUUGCAUGCUUCCAAAUCCAAUUCUAUUGAUAUAUCCAGUCAUAUCUACUCAUAUCUAGUCCUAUCAAUACUUCAUAUCCAUUCAGUCAAGGUAGAUUUGGAAAAACGGACUUUCUGCAGUCUGUUGGAUGAGAUGGGUGUUAAAUGUUAAAUUUUAAGUGCCACCGAGUCUGCCACCUUCAACUCUUAACUCCUGUGUGUGAUUGUAGCAUGACAAGGGACAAGGAUCCACUUGGAGCAUUAAUCGUAAUGUGAUUUGAGAGUGACCUUGCCUUCCUUAUGAAUGGAUGCCAUUGUAGCCACUGCCUUUCUUGCAUUAUGUCAUCGUUAUGCUGAAGUUUUCUUUCUAAAAGGUGCUUUUCCGGAGGAUUACGAUGACCGAGCACUGUGCGAGGCCUUUAAACCAAACCAUUUAAAAAAGUGGAAAUGUAUCAGAAAUAUCAACUCCAAAGACACAACAAAGUCACACAGGUACAACAAAUUGUGAACAACACGUGUUAGAAACAGAGCUUCAUUAGUAACAGAAACCAUACGACGUGUACGACUGACAGAAAUCGUUUUAUGUUUUGCCAUGAAGUGCAUUUAUUUCCCAAACUGUGCGACUACAACAUGAAGUGAACUCUCUGUAAAUUAUAGUAUCCUUGUAUCAUUUUGUCCACCUGUUUACUUCCCUGUGCUUCUGUUGUUGUUCUCGUUCGCGUGACUGUAAAAUAUGUUGUAUUUGUCUGAGUGUUGCUUUUUCAGAGAUGACUUUAUUUCACACUGACUCGCAAUAAAGUGAUCCAUGGAGGUCUGAAUUGGCA
Messenger RNA from Stegastes partitus (bicolor damselfish), 4630 nucleotides. RefSeq names its product E3 ubiquitin/ISG15 ligase TRIM25-like. The record is from RefSeq and is a predicted model, not a curated record. The transcript is spliced from 8 exons. Bases 378 to 1583 code for a protein of 401 amino acids. Gene Ontology annotation, molecular function: protein binding. Lineage: Eukaryota; Metazoa; Chordata; Actinopteri; Pomacentridae.